AUGUUAUGGUUGUUAGUGCUUAUGUGUUGUGCUUUAUGUGGCAGCGAGGAGGACUUAGGAUAUAGUCUUAGUAUUGGAAACGCCAUUGAUGUGUUUGCAAAUUAUGGCGACCUCUCCCAAGUCACGCAAGUAGUUUCAGCAGACUACGAAGAUGAGGAUUAUGAUCCUAUAGAGCCCUUUAGGGAGAAGAAUAUACGGGUGUUUGAAAACGUCAGUAGUAUCAUCACACCUGGCGAUACAAUGGUAAACAUGAACCUCCAUCUCUGUGAAACAUUCGACGAUCUUCUUCAAGUCUACUUCAAACACUUCCAAAUAGAAGGUACAGACGUUCCGUGGAAAGCAUUUUUAGGCGAUUGGAUUCCAGAUGAAAUUAUGCGAGCGUUCGGCAUGGAGUACGAUCCACGGCCAGACGACUGUUGCUACGUUCUCGUCACAUUAUCUAAAACUAAAAAUUCCGUACGAAUAAACACAGAGCGGACAAUUAAAGUGAAGGAUUAUGUAUUUCGGGCGAUUGAGCAGCUUAACGCGUCUGAUGCAACGGAUUUGAGACGGUUUAUGAAGAGUUAUGGCACGCAUUACAUCGACUCAUAUAUAACUGGAAAUUUUAUUUAUCAAGUUUUUAAGUAUAAACGAAGUGGUUACAACACACUUAAGAAUUUCAUAAGAUUACGAGAACGGAGAAGGUCCAAUUCGGAUCUGAGGUUCUACUUCUCAUCAAUUUUUCUCAGACAAGUUGGGGAUAUUAGGAUUGCAAGUGGCAACAAGACAAUAGAAAAAUGGGCCCGAAAGAACUUGAGGGACAGCCAAUAUUUAUUCUCCAGACCGAGUCUUCUGAGGCUUCAUUACAACCGAAAUUUAGCCUUUAAGCUCAACGAAAUGAUGGAUAACGGGGCAUUACUUAGUCUUAACUUAAAAACACUCAAACCACUAUUUAAAGAUACAUCUAUAGGCGAUAGAUUCGUUGAAAUAGUUGAAAAUGACUUGAAAUUAUGGGAAGUGAAUGCGUAA
Messenger RNA from Pieris macdunnoughi, 1008 nucleotides. The record is from the annotation of a GenBank genome assembly. NCBI's taxonomy places the organism in Eukaryota, Metazoa, Arthropoda, Insecta, Lepidoptera, Pieridae.